GAAGCCGUAACAGUCCAAAAGAAACACGACCAUCAAACGAGCACCGUCCAGCAUCCUGUGAUAAUUUCACUUGUAGAAAAGAGGUUUGGGCAGCAUGUCCAACUUGCUUAUGCUUCCUCUGUUAUGAUCAUUUUACAUUAUCAGAUAAAUGUAAUAACCACAAUUCCAAUUUUUCACAGCUUACUUCCAAUACACCAAAAUUCCCUACUGCCAAUGAAGAAGAAACAGAGGUAUCACUGACUACACCUUCUGAUGUAUGCUGUGAUGAAGUGAUGUUCCCAGCACCUUCAAGUCAACCACCUACUCCAGAGGCCAAUUUUUCAUUUAUACCAACUAUACCUUUAAUUCAUGAUGUUAAUGAAGUAGAUGGGGAAAUGAUGUCUUUGCUUCUGUCAACUGGGCCUAUUCCUCCACUAUUUUCUGAGACUGAAGAAGUAACAUACCCAGUCCUCUCAACCGCACCCAUAAACGUUGAGCCAUGUGAAGCAAAUGAACCUCCUUCCAUAGCCGCAACAAUGCCAGAAGCAUGUGAGAAUCGUAAUGUAGAUAGACUGGCUGCUGAUUAUGUAGUUGAUGGAGACCCUAGGCAGUUUUCCCCAAAGAAGAUUAAAGAAAUUAAAAGUAGAAAUGCUUUGGUCAAGAAAAAAAGGAAUCUGGGGGAAGCAUAUACCACAGAAAAAACAAACAAACUGAUGCCUGCAAAAAGAGAUGCAAUGGAAAACAGUAAGUGUACUUACUGUGAAUUUAAAGAGCUUGACU
This is a messenger RNA of Anneissia japonica, 759 nucleotides long. RefSeq lists its product as uncharacterized. NCBI's taxonomy places the organism in Eukaryota, Metazoa, Echinodermata, Crinoidea, Comatulida, Comatulidae. The transcript has a single exon. The record is from RefSeq and is a predicted model, not a curated record. The annotation marks the transcript as partial.